AUGCUGCUGGGGAAAGGAAAUGCUGGAGGAAGCAGCAGGCGUUUGAGGCAGCGCUAUUGACAGCUCGUGGGGAUGUGGAGGCUGUUAUUUGGAGUACCAGGCGGUGAAUGAUUUCCAAGCUGUGCUCCGUUCCUAACGGAGCGUUGCUCAAGGGUUGAUAGCUGGGAAGAGCUUGGCAAAAGAAGCCCUGCUCUGACAAGUUUUGGAGGAACUGGGGUGAACACCACUCCCUUUCCUGCCUUGUGCUUGGCUGCUCUCCACUGCUUUUGCCACAGCAUCUCCCUGAGCAAACCAGGGGUGCCUUUCCCACAGGAAUUUCUCUCCUGGAAGCCGAAACUGGGUCGGACGUGAUCUGGAGCUGAGCCCCUUCCCCUCUACCUGAAUAUCCCCGUGAGCAGCAGCAGCCCUGGCAUAGAGGUUAUUUCGCACAGCGGGGACCCGGAGUGGGGCCACACCAUGGCAACGUUUGUCAGCGAGAAGCUCAGCCGGCUCUUCAUUAACGUGAGGCAGGUCCCUCAGCUGCUGGGGCCCCUCUCUCCCUCCACCGUCAGCAGCUCCGAGGUGCCCAAGGUCUUCUGGAAGCCCUACAUCCACACCGGCUACCGGCCCGUCCAGCAGACCUGGCGCUACUACUUCUCCACCCUCUUCCAGCAGCACAACGAGGCCAUCAACGUCUGGACCCACCUGGUGGCAGCGCUGAUCCUGCUGCUGCGCUUCCAGCAACAUUCCAGACCCACCUGGUUCCUGUGUCACCUGCUCCAGCCUCUCACAGCCAAGCUAAAAGCACCCCCCCGAAUUCUGGAGAGGAAACCCACCUCGGUGGGGCUCACACAGAGCAGAGCCCCCCAAACUCGCACCAAGCAAACCACCAUCCCCACCUUCUUCAGCUCCCACACAGGUGAAAAAGACAAAGAAAACACCAGGCCGUCUCCUUUCACCCCAAAUAAGGACAGUGAAGACACAGGUGUCCCUCUGGCUGCCUGCCCUGUGAAGAUCUUGGCCUUGCCACAGAUGAAAACAGCCCAGGAUCAACCCUUUGGAUCCGAGGAGGGGGUGCAGGUCACAUCCCAGGGCUGGGCAGGGAAAGCACCUUUGCCAGACUCCUCGGAGCUACAAGUGGAGUCACAGAGCCAGGGCAAAGCCUCCUGUGGGGCAGGAGGGGACUCCUGGUGCUUCAGCUUCACCCAGGACUCGGAGGGCCCCCGGAUCAUCACUCACAGGAACAAAUCCCAGUUAUUUGCUGGAGAAACGGUUUCAGGAAGCAGCAGUGUCACAUCAGACUGGGGGGUAACCAAACAGGAGGGCCAGGAGGUGAAGGCUGGACUCGAUUUCCAACCAGGGCUUGGUGCAAAGCAGAGUAAGAAACCCCAGCAGUGGAGUAGUGUUAAUUCUUUAACUGAUUUUGCUGAGACUGAGAAUAUAAAUCCUGUGCCAGGAGCCAGGCCCUGGGCUCCUGGGGGGGUUUGUUCAUCCCCACAGAGCCCAGCGAGAGCUCAGCCCCUGAGAGAGCGUGGCCAGAACACAGCAGGGGCCAGGGUGGGCUGGGACAGCCCCUGCAGGGAGCUCUUCUGCCAGGACUCGGAGGGGAACAGGGUCAUUGCUCACUGCAGGGACAGGGGCAUUUCCCAUGGGGACAGUUCCAGCUGUGCUGCCUCCAGCCAGCCCCGGGGGCAGCAGCUGGAGCUGUGCCCUGAGUUACUGUUCACACAGGAUUCUGAAGGGAACAGGGUGAUUAAACACUGGUGAGUGACCUCAGUGUCCUGUGUGGCCUCUUGUGCAGCAGGAAAGUGGGAGGGAGGAGUUGGAAGAAAGUUGUCAGAAUUUGGGAAGUGAACCUGCUGUGUCUGUGUGCAGGGUAUAACCAGCAGCCACAGGCAGCACCUCUCUGGUUUUUAUUUUGCUUUAAUACAAAUAAAAUGUUGAAGGAGUUUAUUUAUAAGGGGUUUGACUGCUUCCCUCAAGAUCAGAGCCCAUAGUACUGCCCCCUGUUCCUGUCCAGCCUGCACAUGGAGCACAUUCCCAGGAAAUGGGACUCCUGGUGACAGCUCCAUCUUCUCCACAGGCAGGUGUAUCCCCACCAAAUCCUUGGGCAGAGGAGCCUUAUGGGGAGAGGGAGAAGGAUCCCAGUGUUCAGGGGCUCUCAGGGUGCAUCCAGGAGGGGAGGAGCUGUAUCAACUCCCUAUAAAACUCAUUAAGCCUUCAAUGCUCUUCCUGUUCUCUGCCAUAAAAGCCUCCUCUCAUUUUUUAAGGUGGGGAUGAUGAUUUAAUUUUUUUAAGGGCCAAGGGCCCUUGGUUAAGAAAAUUAAGGUGGAUUAAGAAUAAAAUCCUUGCCACCUGUGAGUCUGCUCAGCUGCAGCAGCCGAAAUUCCACCCCCCCAACCACGAGUGCGUUAAAU
Messenger RNA from Manacus vitellinus (golden-collared manakin), 2396 nucleotides. It is a transcript of the gene PAQR7, whose product is annotated as progestin and adipoQ receptor family member 7. Gene Ontology annotation, cellular component: spindle pole; centrosome. Gene Ontology annotation, biological process: spindle organization. The record is from RefSeq and is a predicted model, not a curated record. Lineage: Eukaryota; Metazoa; Chordata; Aves; Passeriformes; Pipridae.